UUCUUUUAUCCAUCCCCACUUCACACUUCCUGUUUAAUUCUUGUCAUAUAUUAACACAGGUUUUUUUUUUAAUUUCCUUUCCUUUUGUUGCAAAUUUAAUUGAAAAUGGAUUUAACAGCAGCACAGUCUCUAUCCCAUGCCAAGAUCCCAGGCUGCUCAGCUUCUAUAGCUCCACCCAUCUUUCAUUCUAAAACCUCUCUUCUUGCUCAUAAUUUAAUCCCUUUUCACUCUUCAAAGGUUACCCUUUUGCCACAACAACAUGGUUUUAGAAUUAAAACAAGAAAGCACAGGAGUCUUGGUCCUAUUCAUGCUUCUGAAGGUGAAAACACAGUCAGAGAUGUUCAGGAUAAGUGGAUUCUUGAACCUGUUGGUGAUGGAGAUUCAAGGCACAUAGGUUACCAGGUUAAAAUGCCAGACGCAUUUGAAAUUGCUUCUAAUGAGGUGACCGUUGGCCGUCUUCCUGAAAAGGCAGAUAUGGUGAUUCCAGUUGCAACAGUAUCUGGUGUUCAUGCCCGUCUUCAGAAGAAGGGAGAAAAUCUGCUGGUUACAGAUUUGGACAGUACUAAUGGGACAUUCAUCAAUGAAAAGCGGCUGAGUCCGGGAGUUGUUGCCGCUGCAUCAUCUGGAAGUUUUAUCACCUUUGGUGAUAUUCACCUUGCAAUGUUUCGUGCCUCGAAGAUUGAGAGUGCAAGCAAACCAGAGGAAUCUGAAGAAAGAGAAGAGACGGGUAGUAGUGGCUCAAUUGAUGGGAAUGAAACAAGUUAAAACCUACUUAAAUUUGUGAAAGAGAAAUGAAUGAACCAAUAGAGAGCAUUAUAAUAUUUACAUGUACGUUCUCCUUCCCAAAUUUUUCUCCAAAUUAUGUUUGAGAAAAAAUAAAAUAUAUGCCCAUUUCCAGUA
This is a messenger RNA of Ricinus communis (castor bean), 900 nucleotides long. RefSeq lists its product as uncharacterized. The transcript is spliced from 5 exons. NCBI's taxonomy places the organism in Eukaryota, Viridiplantae, Streptophyta, Magnoliopsida, Malpighiales, Euphorbiaceae. Gene Ontology annotation, molecular function: mRNA binding; protein binding. The record is from RefSeq and is a predicted model, not a curated record. The coding region runs from base 106 to 765 and encodes 219 amino acids.